ACAACGCCAUUCAUCGUUCCUCAAAGAUCUGUAAAAACAGAAAGCUCUCAUUUUUUAUUUCUCUGCGACAAAGCUUUCCCUUUCUCUGAGUCAUGACGGACUCUGCUGAACCACCAUCCACGUCGGCCGCCGAACCCAAGCCAACACCGAACCCGAUUCCCAAUUGCCUUAUCCACCCUCGCCGUGAGCCGUUCGAGCAUGGUCUCCUCCCAAUUCCCAAGCUCAUCUUCCCUGACCCUACUCAAACACUCAUCCAACUCAGGCAGAAACUCGUCUCCAACCCCCGUGUUGACACUGCCACCCUCGCUGACACGCUCCAGAUCUCUGCCGACCAUGCUAGGCUCGUUCUCGACACUCUCGCUUCGGUUCUUCACUCUGAGGCUGACCCGCUCGUCAAGGCCCAACCCGGAGAUAUUGACUUCGUCGGAGCCGAUUUACGUGAUCUGAUAUUAUUUUUAUAUAUACAAUCGUAUAAGAAGUUGUUGCCCAGGACGCAUAAGGACUCUGCUGCCGUGGCCGAUGUCUGGCCCUCCACCUCAGCUUUCGAUGGGUACCUGUCGGCUUUAUCGCCGCUUCAGCUUGUGCGUAGCAACAGCCGUCGGUUUAUGCCAUCACAGGCUGAUGAAGAGGCUCAUCAGUUGUCCUAUCUACAAAAGCACAUGGCUAACAUUCUCUCUCUUUUGGCAGAGCCUGUGGAAGGAGAAGGCGAAGAGUCUCUGGUUUUGACCAUGGAAGGUUUAGAGCACCUUGGGUUUCUGAUUCAAUUUGGUGAUAAGGGUUCCGAAGGAGUUUCAUUAAGUCAAGCUACUCCAUUUUUUGCCAAUUCAGAUCCUGACAUGCCUGCUGUUCCUGUUCCUGCGGCACAAGUUCAUGAUUGGAUUUUACAGAAUAUAGCCUCUGCUUUGGAACAUAUCACCGAAAGAAUUUCUGCAAAAGAAAAUGGGCCACCCAGUGUCUCUGAUCAGGACGUUGCCAUGGCUGAUGCCUGUACAAGUUCAAUCAAGGCCUCGCCAAGUGCAAGGGGAUCAAGUUUUAUUGAGGGGAUCUCUAAAUCUUCAUAUGUAAAGCAAGCAUCAGAUCUUAAAGGCUCUUCUGUAAAGGUUUUGAAUUGCCAUGAUUCUGUCAUUUACAUCUUAGCACCCUUGAGAUAUGCCACCAUCUAUGGAUGCUCUGAUGCUACUAUAUUUCUUGGUGCUGUUGGCAAGGCUGUAAGGAUUGAGCACUGUGAGCGGGUUCAUGUGAUUACAGCAGCAAAGCGAGUCUGUAUUGCCAAUUGUCGUGAAUGUGUGUUCUUUCUUGGGGUAACCCAGCGACCACUCAUGGUUGGUGAUAACCAUAAGCUGCAGGUGGCACCCUACAAUACAUAUUACUCAGAGUUGGGGGAGCACAUGGCUGAAGUGGGCAUUGACGCAACUAUUAACAGAUGGGAUGAUCCUUUGGCCUUGGGAGUGGUUGACCCACAUGAUUCAUUAUCUCAUCCUGCAGGUGUCUCUGAUGUUCAAGCUGAGUCAGCUACACGCCUGGACCCUGAUCAAUUCACAAGUUUUCUGAUUCCAAACUGGUUUGGCAGUGAAUCUACUGGGUCAACAAAAGAUAACCCUUUUCCAUUACCGGAAGCCUACAUGUCAUCUCAGCAGAGAAAUCAAAAGAAUUUGGGGGACAUAAAGCAAUUACUGAGGGAAGCUCCUCUUGAAGAAAACCGGAAACGGGAACUAUCAUGUGCACUGCAUCUACUAUUCAAGGACUGGUUAUAUGCUUCAGGCAAUAUCCGCCAGCUUUACUGCCUUCAAGGUGAUUGAUGUUGAGUAACGAAUGCAUCACAUAACCAAGGAUGGUAACAGAAGGAAGCUUUCUGGUGCUUUUUCUGUUGCAUCCCCAUUUUAGUUAGUACUAGAGGCAGCUGAGAAUCAUCCCUAUCUACUUUGGAAUCGAACGCAUUUGUCCGAUGACAGUGGUACACAGAAUACGCUAAUCUCAUUGUAAUAUUUUUUGAAAGGUAAAAUCUUGCUAUAAUAUUUUGUUAACCUAGGUUCCCAAUCUUGUGAAUUUUCAUCUCUUUUAUUCCUUCCAUGUGAAAUGUUGGAAUUUUUUUUAGUUCACCUUUCAAGUUUUGCCUAUGGGCUGGUUGUUAA
Messenger RNA from Hevea brasiliensis (rubber tree), 2132 nucleotides. RefSeq lists its product as uncharacterized. NCBI's taxonomy places the organism in Eukaryota, Viridiplantae, Streptophyta, Magnoliopsida, Malpighiales, Euphorbiaceae. The record is from RefSeq and is a predicted model, not a curated record. The coding region runs from base 93 to 1799 and encodes 568 amino acids. The transcript has 9 exons.